AUGCUUUUACAGGUUAUCAUGAAGGGAUCGCUACUGUUAAUCGCUUGCCUGUUGGCUCUGACACUGAUGACUGUUGAAGGAAAAUCUGUCUUGAAACAGAAAGAGGAACCAAACGACAAGCUAACAGAAACGGAAGGAGAUAGCGAAGACAAGGAAGUGGAAGAUUCUUCUGCGUCCGGAAGUGGAUCGGGUAAAUACUUAGAUCAGGGGAAUUUAUUUCACUCCUCGUCGCAUAUGUGCUUGUCGAUUGUAUUUGCAAAUAUUAAACCAGCUCGUCAGCCAGCGUUGACUCAGCAGAAAGGUGGUUAAGACUCGAAACAAACGCAAAGGAAGUUAAGGCGAUAAUUUUUAAGGGUGACCAAGUUGUUAUCCAUUGCAAUCAAAGUCGUUCAUGUAGAACCAAACACAUGCUUCAAACAACUUAUACGUCUGGAAGAAAAUAAAAAAAAUAAGAACAAAAAAAAUCAGCCCCAGAAUGAUAGCAUCAUCAAGAAAAUUUAAACGUCCAGAAUUUAUUUUUAAAAAUUCGAUUUCCGGCUGGAUUUUUAUCGAAUCAGUGAACGAUGAAUCAUUAAAUGAGAUCAAAUUUACGUCAUGCUGGUAGUGAAAUCAAAGAGAUUACUGGUGUGGGAAUUGUUAAAAAGUUGCUUAACCCACGGGGAAUACAAUGUCAGCUACCAACAGCUUUUGAAAAAGUGCUAUACCAACAAAAAAACUAAACCUCGUAUCGCAUUUCAACUUUUUAAAUGAUCGGUAUGCGCGGUAGAAGAUCUUCCUUGUAGACCACGUUUCAGCCAUUGUUGAAUAAGACCCGCUGAGUAGGUCUUUGGCAUUUUUGGUUGUAUGUGGCGAUUGCAUUGUAUUUGUGUCUUUGUCUUUUGUUUUCUGCCUUCGAGUAUUAAUGCUAAGUGAGAUAUAAAACCUGUAAACCUUUUAACGAUAUCCUGGAAAGAAAACACGGCGCUAUACUUUAUGAAAAUAACUUAUACAAAAUUUUUAGUGGAUGUUAUGAUACAUUUUGUCUGACCCACGAUAAGUAAAGGAAAUUGAUAUUGUGUCAAAUUAAUAGUUAUCAUAUUUAAUUUCAAAUAACUGAAACAGAUCCUAUUUGUAAAUUACGUGUGAUAAAGUCUAUCCGCAUUAGAUCACUGUUUAUUUAUGGAAUGUUAAUUUUUUUACUUAGCUACGUGUGGAAUACUCAAAGAAGUAAGAGCGUAAAUUCACCCCAACCCCUGCCAAAAAGAAAUUAAAGAGCAUGUACCCCCACCCCCAGCAGUCGAUCAGUCAUCAAUUAAAUAGGUAGACUCAGAAGGUGAAGUGAUAUUUUUGCAAUUGGAUUAAAGUUAGAAAGUACAAAACAGAUUGAGGGUUUGAAAAUAUUGAUGCGUCGACUUGAUGAAGUGUGAUACUAACAACGAUAACUGAGCUGUGGAACCAGAUAAUCCCACUCAUCGAAAACAAAACUUUGCCCGGCAUGGAGUCAGGCAGAUGGAGGAUCGGAGGAACGCGUCUAUACAAGAGGAUGGAAGCCUUGUAAACGCUAAGCACUGAAAAAAAAGUUCUAAGCGGCUAACUAUGACUCACAACGUUCGCUUACACAACUAUGAAAUUAUCUAUUCAGUUUGGGCAUGACUCUUGUGCAAAACAUUGCAUCGAUGUUUUUUUUUACCAUUUUGAAAAGGAAAAACAUGCUUCAGAUACCAGAAAACCAUACAAGUGUUAUUUCGAUCAUUAAAUUAAAAGGUGUACAUACAUAUUUAUUAUUACUUUUCCCGUUUUGAAAAUCGGAAGAUAAACCCAACCUUUCGAAAAUUGUCUUCAAAUGCGCUGAAAAUUCGACCUUGAGAGCCGCCGAAUUUUUUUAGAAAAUUUCAAGACAGUUUUCGACAAGUAAAGUUACCCUUUGGAGAGUACUGCGAUUUUCAUAAAUUUGAAUAUACUUUUUAAUGGCAGAGAUACUUGAAAAUUGACAUAGUUUCUGGAGCAUUGAUCAGUCUAAAUUAACUUUAAUAUUUAUUUCAACAGGAAAAGGAAAGGACUGUUACGGCCAAGGAUGUGGAGGAUACCCUUACCCACAGCAGCCACAAUAUCCAUAUCCUCAGCAGCCAUACCCUCAGCAGCCUUACCCCCCUCAGCAGCCCUACCCCCCUCAGCAGCCCUACCCAUACCCCGCACCAUAUCCAUCAAGCUCACCUUGUGGAACUCCCGGAUGCAUGAAAUUUAAGAAGGGCAAGAAAGAGAGCUCGAAAGGAAAGAAAAUCAGCGACGAAAAGAAGCACAAAAAGCAUCAUUAA
Messenger RNA from Pocillopora meandrina, 2294 nucleotides. Lineage: Eukaryota; Metazoa; Cnidaria; Anthozoa; Scleractinia; Pocilloporidae. The record is from the annotation of a GenBank genome assembly.